Messenger RNA from Ilyonectria robusta, 315 nucleotides. RefSeq lists its product as uncharacterized. Lineage: Eukaryota; Fungi; Ascomycota; Sordariomycetes; Hypocreales; Nectriaceae. The record is from RefSeq and is a predicted model, not a curated record. Bases 1 to 315 code for a protein of 104 amino acids. The transcript has 2 exons.
AUGCCUGUCGCAAGCUUGACUGGGUUGGGAUUCGAGAGUGGGCUGAGCAGGGCUGAGGCGGGACGUUGCAGUGCAUCCGCAUCCGCAUCAGCUUUGGGGCCACACAGUCACGUCGUUGGCAAGCCCAGUGGCCCGGCUCCUGCAUGCAAUGCACUAGCCACACUGUACGAAAUCACGCCGGAUAGUGUGUUUAAUCACCAAUGCGCGCGGAACCGGCUCUGCUUUGCUGAGUGGCAGAAGCGAGGCGUAUGCGCGGGCAAAGAGAAAGGGAUUGGGGGCGUCGGGAAUCACCAAAUCCAAAACAGCCGUCUUUGA